UGCGUUUGAAUUAUAUAAUAUACUUAAGUUUGUGCAUUUAAAUUAAAAUCUUAGUUUGGACAAAAUUAGAAAAAGUAAUUUUCAAAUUUACACAGUUUACUUACAUUAAAUGAAUGAAAUAAAGUUGUGUUGGUUCUGCAGUACCGCACUUUGAUCAGCAGGUGGCGCUGCACCAGCGCAUGCGCAGAUAGAACGCACAUGGUUCACUCUUCUGAUUACGGUCGGCCAUUUUCUGCAUUAACGUCUUAUAAACAAAAUUACUUUACAAGCGGAGAAAAUGGAGAAAGUUCUGUCUUUAUGUGGAGACACAGAGUUUGGAAGUUAUGCCUCAGGAGUCCCACAAGUGGCUGUGCAGAGAUUGUGGCUCAUUUCACACAUCCAAAUCAACGCUUUUAAAACACUUCAGGUUUCUGCAGAAUUCGGUAGGAUUACAACAAUCCCUUUGGUGUCCAAAUUCAUGGGUCAGCUCGAUCAUUUCUCAACUCAGCUUAUCAGUGUUUUCAGAAAGAAAGGAGGAGCAGCAGGACAAAAGAUCAACAACAUCAUGUCAGUUUUGGAUCAGGGUGUUUCCAUCGAAAAAAGACGUGAAUGCAUCCUAAAAGCACUUGUUGUUUAUGUGAACGAAGACCCCUCAAACCUUGUGAAGGAGUACAUGGAUGUUGAACAUGAAGCCCAAACCAUGAUGCGCAACACCACCCUUGGGAUCUACGUCAUCAACCCUGAAGGGGCACAUGCUACAGACCCUUACCAAGAUGUUGGCAUCAUCAUUGAAGGCAUCAAAAUACUUGAAAACCUUAACAAUGUGGCACAUGCGUGUUCUAUGAUGCUUGGUCUGAUUUAUGUAUUCAACUUGGCCUACCCGCAAGAUUUGAGGUACACUUUGAGAUAUUUCAAAAGCUUUUGAUGGAGCUAGAUGCCAACAAGCUGUCAAACAAGGUCCAUGUCCUGAAAAAUAAGCUUCUUUUCUAAGUACUAAGUUGAGGUCAGGAUCAAGUGAUGGUACUUAUGUUUCUGCAAUGUUACACUGCAAAAAAUGAUUUUCAAGAAAAUUCUUAGUAUUUUUGUCUUGUUUUCAGUAAAAAUAUUUACAUUUUUUAAAAUUAAGAUGCUUUUUCUUGAUGAGCAAAAGGAUCCAAGAAAAUAACUCUAGUUUUUAGAUCAAAAAAAUCUAAUUAAAUUUAUUUUGUGCAUAAAACAAGCAAAAAAACUG
This is a messenger RNA of Paramisgurnus dabryanus, 1210 nucleotides long. RefSeq lists its product as uncharacterized. The record is from RefSeq and is a predicted model, not a curated record. Lineage: Eukaryota; Metazoa; Chordata; Actinopteri; Cypriniformes; Cobitidae.